Messenger RNA from Momordica charantia (bitter melon), 1676 nucleotides. RefSeq names its product UDP-glycosyltransferase 83A1-like. The record is from RefSeq and is a predicted model, not a curated record. Gene Ontology annotation, molecular function: quercetin 7-O-glucosyltransferase activity; quercetin 3-O-glucosyltransferase activity. NCBI's taxonomy places the organism in Eukaryota, Viridiplantae, Streptophyta, Magnoliopsida, Cucurbitales, Cucurbitaceae.
GUACACCAGUAUCGGCUAUAUAUAAAUCCUUGCCUCUUUGCAUAAUUGCUAGAAGAAAGAAAAAGAAAGAAAAAACUGGCCAUUUAAAUUCUCGAUCGCCAUUACCAUCUGAAUUGGAUCCCACACAGUGUCGAAGCUUGAAAACAGCGCAACAAUGGCGAGCCAUAACGUGGUAGUGAUCCCAUACCCAUCCCAAGGGCACGUGAAUCCCCUGAUGCACCUCUGCCAAUCCUUCGCAAAACAGGGCAUCAAAUCCACCGUCGUCAACACCGAAUUCGUGCACGCCAAAAUGGUGAAGGCAAUGGGCGAUAAAAUUGAAUCGGUUCUCGGCUCCCGCAUCGAGCUCGUCGCCGUUCCGGACGGAUUCGGCCCCGACGAGAGCAGAGACAAUAUCGAGAGGCUGUUCGUCGACAUCAUGAACAAUCUCCAAUUCGAAUUCGAGAAGCUGCUCCCCAAGAUGAACUCGGAGAUCGCCGGUGGAAUCGCCUGCGUGAUCGUGGACUUGUCGAUGGCUUGGAUUCUGGAGAUCACUGAGAAAUUGGGGAUCAGAGGAGCCAUUUUCUCGCCUUUCACGGCGGCGCACUCUGUUUUGAAUAUUAGUAUCAAUAAGCUUAUUGAAGACGGCAUUAUCGAUGCCGAAGGAGUUCCGAUGCAAGGGGCCAGAAUUCAACUGAAGCCGGGAAUGCCAUACAUGCGCACGCGAGACCUGCCAUGGAUGUGCGUUCCCAUAAAAAAGUCACAGAGGAUUUUAUUCGAACACCUGGUGCGCAUCCAGCGCGGCUACGAGCUAUCCAAAUGGUGCCUCUUCAACAGCGCCUACGAACUGGAGCCGGAAUCAGUGUCAUUCCAUCCCAAGAUCCUGCCGGUGGGGCCACUAAUGGCGAGCGAGGCCGGCCAAUUCUGGAAAGAAGACGCCUCCUGCCUCGAAUGGCUGGACCAGCAACCCCCAUCCUCGGUAAUCUACUUGGCCUUCGGGAGCUUCACCGAUUUCAGCGGCGCCCAGUUCGAGGAGCUCGCCAUGGGGUUGGAGCUCACCGGGCGGCCGUUCCUCUGGGUGGUCCGGCCGGGAACAGAGCAGAAGCUGCCGGCGGGUUUCAGAGGCAGGAAGGCGAAAAUCAUAGGGUGGGCGCCGCAGCAGAAGGUGCUGAGGCACCCGUCGGUGGGUUGCUUCUUGAGCCACUGCGGGUGGAACUCGAUUCUGGAGGGCGUGAGCAACGGGCUGCCGUUCCUGUGCUGGCCGUACGUCGGGGAUCAGCACUUCAACAUGAGCUACGUGGACGAUAUCUGGAAGGUGGGAUUGGGGUUCGAUCGGGACGAGAAGGGGACGGUGAGCCGGUGGGAGAUUAAGAAGAAGGUGGAGCAGCUGCUGGGGGAUCCCAGUUUCAGAGCAAGAAGCGCACAGCUUCAGCAACUGGUCAGGAACAGUGUGAAACCGGAGGGGCUUUCUUCCAUCAAUGUUGAUAAAUUCGUGAGAUGGGUGAAGGAGGAAGGACAAAACGAAGCUGUAGUUUAGACGUUUCCAUUCCACAAUUUUUAUUCAAAGAUUGCUAGCUCGACUGUGUGUGGGCGUUUGUGGAGAUGGAUGGAUUUUAUACCUCCUCUCCUUUCUCUUAUUCUCGAACAAACAAAUAAUUAUUCAUCUGUGAACUCUUAACUAAGACAACUCCUCUUCCUUC